UAUAAACAUAAACAACUCUUGCACAUUAUAAGUUUGCCAGUGUUGUAGAAAUGAUGUUGAAAUUGUGUCUCGUUUUAAUUUUUUUCGUUGAGGCCUGCAACGCUUCACGAACUGUACUGAAAAGUACUGCAAAAUUAACAUACCAAUCACUAGUCAUGCGAAUUAAGAAUGAGUGCGGUUGUGACGACUGGCAAGAUGGUGUUCUCAAAUAUUAUGAAGGAUGUACGAACACAUCGAAAAAAUAUCCCGGGCCGACAAAUCAAGCUGAGCCGGUCAUGAGCUCGUUUGAAAUAUUUUUAAACAAAUUAUUGGAUCUCACAACAGUAAACUCAACGAUUCUAUCGCUAAGUUCAACCGCAAUAUUGGACGCUAUGAGCAAGCUAUCCAAAAUGGGUGGAUCGUACGGAAAUUUGUUCAGAGAAUCAACGAAUACUUUGCCGCAGCUAACAGAUGACUUAAAAGUAAUUGUUUCAAAUCAAACAAAGAAUCUUGGCCCAUUGAUCACGAAUCUGAUGAACGAUGCCAUAACAGAUCUAGGACAGUCGAUUUUACACUAUGGGUUUGAGUUUAGACAGUGUGGCGCUGAGCAUUUCGGCAAUGAUCUCGCAAAGGAUCUGAAUUUUGAACCAAUUACCAAGCAUACACAAGUGUUGAUGAAUAUGAUAGCGCUCAUUGGUGAAACAUCGAUCAACGAUUGCAGACUAGGAACUCCCAAGAUACUCGAAUCAUUAGCAGUUAUCACCCUAAUUUCAAGUUGGUAUUUCAUAGGCGCUCAUUCAAUCAACGUUGUUUCUCAAGCAAUUUUACAUGCUCGAUCGCAGUCUAUACCGGACAAGCUGUAUGUGAGCUUAAUAACAAUGGCUCCUCUACUUCGAAAUAUGGCUGAUAUAAUAGAUUCAAUUGGUAGAGCAUUGGAUGAUAAUCUCGAACAAGUUUUAGAAAGUCUCGUCAGCUUUACCCUUGAUCUCAAUUCGAAAUUGAGUGAUAUAUGUGGAUCGUUCGACGGUGUUGCUACGAAUGUGGGACAAAUAACAAACGCAUUAUUAGAAGCAGCUAGUAAGACACGGUAAGCAUUGCUACAAGUUUUUAAAAUGCAAAUCACAUCCGUACAAUAAAAUUGAUAGACUUGAUAAGGACCGCU
Messenger RNA from Bradysia coprophila, 1141 nucleotides. RefSeq lists its product as uncharacterized. Lineage: Eukaryota; Metazoa; Arthropoda; Insecta; Diptera; Sciaridae. The record is from RefSeq and is a predicted model, not a curated record.